AUGUCGGGCCGUGGAAAGGGAGGCAAGGGGUUGGGCAAGGGAGGUGCGAAACGACACCGUAAGGUGCUCCGGGACAACAUUCAAGGAAUCACGAAGCCGGCGAUUCGCCGUCUGGCUCGCAGGGGCGGCGUCAAGCGCAUCAGCGGCCUGAUCUAUGAAGAAACUCGUGGCGUUUUGAAGAUCUUCCUUGAGAACGUGAUCCGUGACGCCGUGACCUACACCGAGCACGCCCGCCGGAAAACGGUGACGGCUAUGGACGUCGUCUAUGCUCUAAAGAGGCAGGGCCGUACUCUCUACGGAUUCGGCGGUUGAGGUGUUUUAUUGGUGGUUGCUAAUUAGGUUUAGCCUUAUCAAUGUAUAGUUGAAUUAAUCGAAAGAUUAGGUUAUGUAUUUUUCGAAUUGGGGGUUUUUGUUUGUAUCAUUUCAUUUCACAAUCUAAUGAAGUUUCAACAUUUCCAAUUAAA
This is a messenger RNA of Salvia miltiorrhiza (redroot sage), 464 nucleotides long. Its product is annotated as histone H4. The transcript has a single exon. The record is from RefSeq and is a predicted model, not a curated record. Gene Ontology annotation, molecular function: protein heterodimerization activity; DNA binding; structural constituent of chromatin. Lineage: Eukaryota; Viridiplantae; Streptophyta; Magnoliopsida; Lamiales; Lamiaceae. The coding region runs from base 1 to 312 and encodes 103 amino acids. Gene Ontology annotation, cellular component: nucleosome. Gene Ontology annotation, biological process: nucleosome assembly.